AUGUCCCCCCCAACCUUCCAAAUCCACUACUUCUCAACCGCCUCUUCCUACACGAGAAAGCAAACAGAGUCCUUCCCCGCGCCAUUCCCGCUCCCCAAACUCUUCGACCUGCUCGAGUCGCGAUAUCCGGGUAUCAAAGAAAAGGUGCUCGUGAGCUGUGCGGUUAGUGUUGGGUUGGAGUAUGUCGAUGUCGCUGUGGCCGACACCAACGCGGCAAAGUUGGAUGGUAAGGAUGGUAAAGAAGAAGGCGGAGAAGGGGUAGUACAGGGUGAGGAGGUGCGGAUUAUUGGGCCUGGGGAGGAGGUAGCGAUUAUUCCGCCCGUUAGUUCUGGGUAG
This is a messenger RNA of Histoplasma capsulatum G186AR, 336 nucleotides long. RefSeq names its product molybdopterin synthase small subunit CnxG. Bases 1 to 336 code for a protein of 111 amino acids. The transcript has a single exon. NCBI's taxonomy places the organism in Eukaryota, Fungi, Ascomycota, Eurotiomycetes, Onygenales, Ajellomycetaceae. Gene Ontology annotation, biological process: Mo-molybdopterin cofactor biosynthetic process. The record is from RefSeq and is a predicted model, not a curated record. Gene Ontology annotation, cellular component: cytosol.